Eucalyptus grandis is the source of this 1969-nucleotide messenger RNA. RefSeq lists its product as uncharacterized. Bases 152 to 1930 code for a protein of 592 amino acids. Gene Ontology annotation, molecular function: protein binding. NCBI's taxonomy places the organism in Eukaryota, Viridiplantae, Streptophyta, Magnoliopsida, Myrtales, Myrtaceae. The record is from RefSeq and is a predicted model, not a curated record. The transcript has 6 exons.
GGUUGUGCAGGAUGGUCACCUUUAUCGACCACUGUUGCGAGCUGCGUUCGAGGGCGAUUGGGCUUUUGCUUCUAAAUUCUUCGAGCAAAAUUCACCCUCAAAGACAGCUAUAAUUACUAGUGAAUCCCGGACUGCACUUCAUAUAGCGGCUAUGAGUGCCCAAGAUCGGUUUGUUGAGAAGCUGGUCGAUCUCUUGUCCCCGGAAGAACUUGAAGUGCCUGAUGGCACAAGGUGCACUGCCAUCCAUUAUGCCGCCAUGGGUGGAAGAAUAAGGAUGGUUAAGGCAUUAGUCGGAAGAAAUCCUAAGUUGACAAAUAUACUAGACGGUGACCAUUUCGUUCCUCUACGACGAUCUGCUGAAUAUGGUGCUCUGUCUAAGGAGGUCUUUUGGUUCCUGGCCAUGAAUACAAAAGAUGACAGUCCACGCCGCAUUUUCCCUGAAGAUCAAGCGUUUGGUACAAUCUAUUAUCUUGCCUAUGCCGGUCAUUUCGAUGUCUCUCUCUAUCUGCUGCACCAAUAUCCUCACUUAGCCAAGGAGAAGAUUGGGCCCAUCAAAGCGAAGGGAUCCCUAUUGAGAGCAUUGUCUCUUAGGCCACUUCACUUUCUCAGCGGGGCCAGGCUCAACCUAUGGGAAAGAUUGCUAUACAAAUGUGUUCCGGUGAACUUGAAGUCCAUACCAAAUGAAUGUCCAUGGAUCUCGAGGACACCAACUACGAUGGCUCAAGCACUUCAGAUUUUCAGAAAGUUAUUCGUGAUUGAAGCAGUUGGAGCUUUUAAGAAGUUUCUCUGGACUGCUGCCAAAAUUGUGGCUCCACCGGUCCAAAGGAUUCGCGACGCAAAGCUGAGACAUGAGGGGGCUGUUGAGUUAGUAAAACGAGUUUGCGCCCAGAUUUCUGAUAUGGAAACAGCUGAGAUCCUCAAAUUUUUCGAAGAAGACCUCAUCAUCAAUUGGGCCACAACCAAGGGAAUCGUUGAAAUACUGGAGGUGUGCCUGGAGUCUUACCCGGAGUUAAUUUGGACUACUUAUAAGGGUAAAAGUUGGCUGACGGUUGCUGUGGAGUAUCGCCAAGAGGAGGUCUGUGGACUCUUUUUGGCGGCGAACUCGAGUGAUAAUCUGUCCAUCAUCCCCACCACACCCGAAAAUGCUGAGUCACUGGCCAUGUUGAACGCGGCAGCACGGAAUUCACCUAAUUUUGGCUAUUUGAGCAACGUCCCCGGUGCAGCUAUUCAGAUGCAGAGGGAACUUCAAUGGUUCAAGGCUGUGGAAGGGUGGGUCCAUCCUUAUUAUAGGGUAGCGAAGAAAACUUUUCAAGAAGGAGAAACGGAAGUAUAUGAGGCAUACUGGCAUAUAUUCCUAGAUGAGCACAAAGAGUUGCUUAAGAAUGGAGAAAAAUGGAUGAAGAGUACAUCAAGUUCAUUCUUGCUCAUCUCAACUCUAAUAGCCGUGGCUCUGUUUGUUGCUGCUUUGAUUGUCUCGGGAGGCAGAAACAAUACCGGGGUCCCGAUAUUGUUAGGAAAGAACUCUCUCCUGGUUUUUGCAGUUUCGGAUGCACUAGGCUUGUUCUUCUCCAUGGCAGCCGUCUUCUCAUUCUCGGCCAUCCUAACUUCAUCACACGAGCCGGAAGAUUUUCUCUACUCAUUGCCAAAGAAUAUGAUAAUCGGCCUGUCCUCUCUCUUUUUCUCUCUGGCUUCCAUGCUUGCAGCCUUCGCUGCCGCUCUUACCUUUGUGUUGGAUGAGAGACUCAAGUGGGCUUGGAUUCCAGUCACUGUGCUCAGUUGUCUUCCCGUGGCGUUGUUUGCGAUGCUGCAGCUUCCGUUGCUCUUUCAAAUGGUUAAAUCUACCUUCGGACCGAGCAUCUUCCGGCCCAGAAAGAUUUGGAAACGAUCUACAAAUUGCUGGACGAGGACAUUUCAUAAGAAAACUUCCUAAAUAAUUUGUGCUCAUUUCUGGUGGAUUUGGAGAUCAGUC